AUGAAGCCUAGCAACCAAAUCGCGCGGAAGGCAGCUUCCGCCAGCGGGCUGCUCCUGAGCCUCCUAAUCGUCGUCUUCACCACAUCGAAGUACUCGCUGCUGAGCGCUGAGCGGUUCAUAUCCGCUGCCACGGCGAGAUCAUCCCGCCCGGCCAGCGACGACGCGGCGUGCCACGUGGGUCGGGGCGAGUGGGUGGCCGACUCGGCCGGGCCCUACUACACGAACGCGACGUGCGCGCUGAUCGACGGGCGGCAGGACUGCAUGAAGUACGGCAAGCCGGGGAUGGAGUCCAUCCUCGGGUGGCGGUGGCAGCCCCACGGCUGCGACCUCCCCCGCUUCGACGCUGCCGCCUUCCUCCGCCUCGUCCGGGGAAAGUCCAUGGCCUUCGUCGGGGACUCCGUCGCCCGUAACCACAUGCAGUCCCUCAUGUGCCUCCUCGCCAAGGUGGAGUACCCGAUGGAGAUCGAGCCGAGAGGCUGCGUCCACUGCACGCGCAAGUACCACUACCGGGAGCACGACUUCACGGUGUGCGUGUUCUGGACGCCGUUCCUGGUGCGGUGGAACCUGACGCACGGCGGGCAGUCGUUCAUUGACCCGCACAACGUGUACCUCGACGAGGCGGACCCUGAGUGGAGCGGCGAUGUCGCUGGCUACGACUACGCCGUUCUCAGCGGCGCCAAGUGGUUCACGCGCCCCACCGUGCUCUACGAGGGCGGCCGCAUCCUCGGCUGCGCCAACAUGGACGGCUGCGAGGCGGCGCACAACGCCACCGACGUGGCCCCGGACUACGCGGUGCGCGCGUCGUUCCGGACCGCACUCCGUGCGCUGGCCGGGUUCCGCGGCAGGGUGGUGGUCCGGACGGUGGCGCCGCCGCACUACGAGAACGGCAAGUGGUACAACGGCGGGAACUGCCUGAGGACGCGGCCAGUGCGGAGCAACGAGACGAGCCUGCCGGAGACCGAGGCCGCGUUCCACGCCGCGCAGGUGGAGGAAUUCCGGACCGCGGCGUCAGCAGCGUCGGCGGCGAGGUUUGUGCUGAUGGACGUGAGCGAGAUGAUGCAGAUGAGGGCCGACGGACACCCCGGCCAGUACAGGCACUGGCCGCACGAGAAGGUCGGCUUCAGCAUCGACUGCAUGCACUGGUGCUUGCCUGGGCCCGUAGACGCAUGGAACGAGCUUCUGCUCCAUUUGCUUCUGAGUGGUUAA
Messenger RNA from Lolium rigidum, 1206 nucleotides. RefSeq names its product protein trichome birefringence-like 19. The record is from RefSeq and is a predicted model, not a curated record. Bases 1 to 1206 code for a protein of 401 amino acids. The transcript is spliced from 2 exons. Gene Ontology annotation, cellular component: Golgi apparatus. Gene Ontology annotation, molecular function: O-acetyltransferase activity. NCBI's taxonomy places the organism in Eukaryota, Viridiplantae, Streptophyta, Magnoliopsida, Poales, Poaceae.